AAAUAGAUUUCAUUUCAAUAGCGAGCCUCCUUGUGUACCAAUUAAUGUUCCGCAUCGUUGUGAGCGAACUCUCUGUGCGAAACAAGUGUGAGUGAAGGUGCAUCUUCGUCUUCAAACUCGUAUUUUGCGUUUCUUGUGUCAAACUGAACGGUGAUAGUGACAAAAUGCGUUCCAAGGAAAAAGUGCCUACUCGUAACGAGAUACUGAAGAAUUUCACGCGUGAAUUUUUACUCGAAGAGAAGAGACGGUGUGAAAUCGAUAGAUACGUGACCGAUUUUCGCAUCUUGAUCCAUAAAAGCCCUCACGAGAACCACAACUAUUUGAAUCGUCUUCUCCAGGACUACACUACGAUGUUCCUGUCUCACGAGAGGAUUUCUGCUAACAAAAUGAACCAGGAGGGAGUGAAAUACCAGCUGAAAUCCCAAUUGGCCUCCAGGAAGAAAGACUCACCGAAACAAAGGUACGUGAAAUCUAAAUUAUCGGAGAAAAACGACAGUAAUUCUGAACAUCAAAGCUAUUUAGUUCUGAGAGCUAAAACCGAGGAUUUCGUGAAGAAGCUAAGGCAAUACGAAGAACUCGAACAAAUCGCCUACGAAAUUUUCAUCCAGAAUUUAAACUCCGAAAUCAAAACAAACCAAUAUGAAAUCAAAGAAGUCAUCGAACCAAACAAUGUUUUGAAAUUGAAGAGUACCGAUGUGCCUAUCGAAAAACCCCAUAAAAAACACCACAAAAACGUUUAUGUUGUCAACAGUCCUGAAGGCCAUGGAGAACACUCAGGGAAACACAGCACCAACAGAACAGUAACGAACAGCGAAAAACAAAAUUAUGAACAUUUAAAAAGGGAAACCGAAAAGUUCUUGGCGAACAACAGAGAUUACAAUGAUGCGGAACAAAAAAUGUUAUCCGAGCAAUAUAAGAAGAACGCUUACAUAAAGAAAUAUGUCGACAAUUUGACUUCUUCUGAAAAAUCUAAGAAAGGCCCACAAACUCCCAAAAGAGGAAUAUAUUCCAAAAUAAAAAGUAUGAUCGGGAUCUCCCCUGAAAAUCCGACAAAAUUCUACAAAAAUGUCGAGGAUAAUUCUGAAACUCUUGUUGAUAGCACGAAAGCAUUCUUGAGAAAUGAGAAAAAAUACAACAAUUUCGAAUUCGAAGCUUACAAACUAUUCUAUAUCAAAAACGGCGAUUUUCAAAAUCCACUCCUUGAAAAAAUUAAACUCAUCGCAUACGACUCCGCUAGGGACACAUCAGAAAAUGGCAAUAAAAGCAAAAUUAAACAUUUAGUUGGUUUGAAGAGUGCAAAUUCGAAUCAACGGUCUUCGGUGAAAGAGGAAUUUGAGGAUUUCAAUACAGUGAAAUGCUCCCCAACUGAGAAAAAUGAACCAGAUUCAAAAAUGAAGGAAUUACAGAUUUUAACUACUGAAAAUCAUCCGAAUGUACCAUCAAAAUCAUCUAACGAAGAAGAAAAACGUUUACGAGAAAAUACGAAUCAUUUCUUGAACAAAAUGAAGGUGUAUGAAGAUCAACAGAGAUACUUUUUCGUGAUUCAUUUGAGAAAACAUCAUAUUAACCCCGUGAAAGAAAAAAAAGAGACAUUAUUCAUCAAAAUAAAACACUUGUUCUUCGGAAGACAUGAAAAAUCUAAAGAAAAAUCGAAUUACUUCAAAGAAAUUACCCAAGAGUUCCUGAGAAAUGAACAAUACUAUUAUAGUUUACAGACACAAGCGUUCCGUAUUUUUUCAAAAGAUGAGAGUUAUUACCAACCAAUUACCCUGAGAAAUCCUGAAAAAAUCAUGAAAAACGAAAGGAGUAUUUCUUUGGAUGCUGGAAAAUCAUUCAAAGUACAUGAGUCAAGACAAGAAGCUGUGAAAGAAAUAGAAAAGUCGAUGAAAAAAGAAACUGCUGAAAAAAGCGCCACGCUGAAAAAACGGCAAAAACCGAACAAAACGCAAUCUUCGUUGCAUCAAAGAAGUAAAUCUGAAGACCUUCUCAUGCUCAAAACUCGAAGCAAGAGUUUAGAUAGCAAAAAAUCGCCCACAGGUCAUAAAACCUUUUCUGAUCGCCUCAAAAGUAUGGUAGGCAUAGGCAACAGACGCAAAACUAGAUCUCGCGAAAAUAUUUCACGUCUUACUGAUCCAGUGCAUUAUUUUUUGGAACACGAACGAUUUUAUUAUAAUGGGACACCAAUAACCGAUGGGAAAUAUAGUAGAAGUUUUUCUGCAUUAGAAAACACAACUAAGGAUGGUACCAUAAAGACUAGAACAAAAAAGUUCAUAUCCACUGAAAACGUUCUUUAUCAGGACAGUAAUAACAGUUUAGCUGGUAAACCACCCAGUGGUAGAAGGAGAAAGCAGGAGAGAAACAGAGACGACAAAGAGAAAAGGAGAAGUAGAACUCUCUCACCAGCGCAAAAACUAGUUUCGAAAAUCAGAAACUUUGUACAGAAAAGCAGCCCAGAUAAAACCAAGACGGAUCUCAAAGGUGAUAAUCAUGGCUUACAGGAACCUUCAGCUGAUAUCCACCAAAAUGUACUCGAAAUACCUAACAGCCAACGGGAUAAUGCAAUAGUAAAUAUUGAAAUGGAUUCACCACAAUCUCCAACUUCAGUCAAAUCCAUAGAAAUUGAAGAAGAUGGCGUAAAAGCUUCGAAACAAAUGGAUAAGAAGAAACAAAAAACGUCGAUACCGAAUGAAAAGUAUAACAUCAACACAGAGAAAUCCAAGAAACCUAAAGAUCUAAACAAUAUAUUGGAUGAUCCCGAACACAUCAAAAACCAAACGAGACUAUUUUUACACGAUAUUAAAAGAUAUCAUGACAUAGAUAAAGAACCAAACGCCAUAGACAAAACACUGAUUUUCAUCAAUAACAAAAGUGAUGAUAAUUAUCCGAAAGAUAAAGAAAUGAAAUCCAAACAAGGAAGUUCCUCAGAAGUUCUGAAAACUGUUCAGUUGAAAUCAAUAAAUAAAGAUGGCAAAAAUGAGGCAGUACUUGAAACUUUUUCCGAAAACUAUAGGGAGAACCAGAAAAGGGUAGAAAAUUCAACUAACAUAGACACAACUGAAAAUUCUUCUCGAAAAAUCAUCCAUAAUAGUUUUGUGAAGGAAACAAAAAUAAUUCAGAAAGUAACGACACACAGAGUACAUCAAAAAUCCACCAAUAAAAUAAUCUCCCAUGAAUCGAAGACCACUAGAACUAAGGAAGAUAAACCACUUGCGAAAGAACAUAUUUACGAAAAUAUAUCCAUUUCUGGAACGAAUCAAAUCAGUGGUGGGUCACUUACUUCCAAUCAAGAAUCGAUAAAACAUACUACCACUGAAGCUAUUCCAAACCAGUAUCAUAUUCAUGAAGUACCCCUAAGCCUCGGUAUGGAUCUUACUCAGGUAGAAGUGAAACAAUCUUCUGCACCAACGGAGACAGAAAAGUCAACAAUGAAAGAAACAAGACCAAAAACGACAACAUUACCAAAAUCUAGUCCUGAAAUGAAUAAACCGAUGGCUGUUAGUAGACCACAGUCUUCUGUACAAAAAACUGGCCACAAAGCAGACGAAGCCGACAACGAAAAAAAUAAAGUUGGAAGACCGUCGAAGACGGCAACAGGACAAAACAUCGAACUCCUUCGCCAGUCCCCUAGUAAAUUAUCUGGUGAUAAAGGAAAACAUCAAGAAAAACAUAAGGAGUCUUCAGAAAAGUACACAGCGGUGAAGCUAGGUGAAGAGAACUUCAAGCCAACGACAACUCGAAAAUCUCAAUCUGAAAUGAUAAAACCAGUUGUUCUAAGUGAAGAAGAACAGAUGAGAUUGAACAAGCGAAACACUGACAUUUUCCUCAAAGAACAUCAGGAUUAUCAUAAUAAACAAAGGAAUGAAGAUAAUUUCUUCUUGAAAAAAGUUGCAAAACCAGAAAACCUCAUUUGGCUCUCCUCUAGACCUACGAAGAAGACCGAAUACACAACUACUGAAGUGAAAACUUCCAUACCAUCACAACUGACGAACAGGAAAUUACCUACUGAUGAUUUAUCUUCCAUAAAAAAACAAACCCAUGAAUUUCUGGAGAAACAUCAAUACCUCAUUCAUACAGAGGAGGUUGACUUCACUGAAAGAAUUGAUCGAUCAAAUGUCGACAAAGGGAAGAUCACUGUUGAAACUACGGAACAACAAACCUCCGCGCCGAAGAGGAUCGAAAAAUCGCCUAAAAAAGAAGAAAAAUCUAAAAAGAAUACUUUCUCCAAAUUAAGAUCUUUUGUUAGUGGAUCAUCUAAAAAACAAGCAGAAGAUGAAAGUAAUGCACUCCUUCGAAAACAAACUUCUGAGUUCCUUGAUGACAUGAGAAAACAUCACGAUAAACACAAAGAAGUCUCGGAUAAAUUCAAAGUGGUAUGGCUAAGUCAACAAAAUCUCAAACCAACGAUUUCUCAAAAAUCUAAAUCUGAUAUGAUAAAACCAAUUGUUCUAACUGAACAACAGAAAGAACAGUUGAGAUUGAUCAGGCAAAAUACAGACAUUUUCCUCAAGGACCAUCAAGAUUACCAUAAUAAACAAAGAAAUGAAGAUAAUGUCUUCUUUGAAAACAUGGGAAAACCUGAAAACAUGAUUUGGCUCUCAUCCAGACCUGCCAAGAAAAAGGAAAACAUAAUUACCAAAGUGAAGAAUUUAAUGUCACCACAACAGCCGAAGAAAACAAUACCUCCAUCUGAAACAAUUAAUAACAAAAUGAUUAGGGAACAAUCCGAUGAAUUUUUGAAAAAACAUCAAUAUCUCAUUCAUAGAGAGGAGGUUGACUUCACUAAAAAAAUUGUCCCCUUUGAUGUCGAAAAGCAGAAAAUCACUGUUGAAACUACGGAACAACAAACUUCUGCACCAAAGAGGAUCGAAAAAUCACCUGAAAAAGAAGAAAAAUCUAAAAAGAAUACUUUCUCCAAAUUAAGAUCUUUUGUUAGUGGAUCAUCUAAAAAACAAGCAGAAGAUGAAAGUAAUGCACUCCUUCGAAAACAAACUUCUGAGUUCCUUGAUGACAUGAGAAAACAUCACGAUAAACACAAAGAAGUCUCGGAUAAAUUCAAAGUGGUAUGGCUAAGUCAACAAAAUCUCAAACCAACGAUUUCUCAAAAAUCUAAAUCUGAUAUGAUAAAACCAAUUGUUCUAACUGAACAACAGAAAGAACAGUUGAGAUUGAUCAGGCAAAAUACAGACAUUUUCCUCAAGGACCAUCAAGAUUACCAUAAUAAACAAAGAAAUGAAGAUAAUGUCUUCUUUGAAAACAUGGGAAAACCUGAAAACAUGAUUUGGCUCUCAUCCAGACCUGCCAAGAAAAAGGAAAACAUAAUUACCAAAGUGAAGAAUUUAAUGUCACCACAACAGCCGAAGAAAACAAUACCUCCAUCUGAAACAAUUAAUAACAAAAUGAUUAGGGAACAAUCCGAUGAAUUUUUGAAAAAACAUCAAUAUCUCAUUCAUAGAGAGGAGGUUGACUUCACUAAAAAAAUUGUCCCCUUUGAUGUCGAAAAGCAGAAAAUCACUGUUGAAACUACGGAACAACAAACUUCUGCACCAAAGAGGAUCGAAAAAUCACCUGAAAAAUCGAAAAAGAAUACUUUCUCCAAACUGAGAUCAUUUGUUAGUGGAUCAUCUAAAAAACAAGCAGAAGAUGAAAGUAAUGCACUCCUUCGAAAACAAACUUCUGAGUUCCUUGAUGACAUGAGAAAACAUCACGAUAAACACAAAGAAGUCUCGGAUAAAUUCAAAGUGGUAUGGCUAAGUCAACAAAAUCUCAAACCAACGAUUUCUCAAAAAUCUAAAUCUGAUAUGAUAAAGCCAAUUGUUCUAACUGAACAACAGAAAGAACAGUUGAGAUUGAUCAGGCAAAAUACAGACAUUUUCCUCAAGGACCAUCAAGAUUACCAUAAUAAACAAAGAAAUGAAGAUAAUGUCUUCUUUGAAAACAUGGGAAAACCUGAAAACAUGAUUUGGCUCUCAUCCAGACCUGCCAAGAAGAAGGAAAACAUAAUUACCAAAGUGAAAAAUUUAAUGUCACCACAACAGCCGAAGAAAACAAUACCUCCAUCUGAAACAAUUAAUAACAAAAUGAUUAGGGAACAAUCCGAUGAAUUUUUGAAAAAACAUCAAUAUCUCAUUCAUAGAGAGGAGGUUGACUUCACUAAAAAAAUUGUCCCCUUUGAUGUCGAAAAGCAGAAAAUCACUGUUGAAACUACGGAACAACAAACUUCUGCACCAAAGAGGAUCGAAAAAUCACCUGAAAAAGAAGAAAAAUCGAAAAAGAAUACUUUCUCCAAACUGAGAUCAUUUGUUAGUGGAUCAUCUAAAAAACAAGCAGAAGAUGAAAGUAAUGCACUCCUUCGAAAACAAACUUCUGAGUUCCUUGAUGACAUGAGAAAACAUCACGAUAAACACAAAGAAGUCUCGGAUAAAUUCAAAGUGGUAUGGCUAAGUCAACAAAAUCUCAAACCAACGAUUUCUCAAAAAUCUAAAUCUGAUAUGAUAAAGCCAAUUGUUCUAACUGAACAACAGAAAGAACAGUUGAGAUUGAUCAGGAAAAAUACAGACAUUUUCCUUAAGGACCAUCAAGAUUACCAUAAUAAACAAAGAAAUGAAGAUAAUGUCUUCUUUGAAAACAUGGGAAAACCUGAAAACAUGAUUUGGCUCUCAUCCAGACCUGCCAAGAAGAAGGAAAACAUAAUUACCAAAGUGAAAAAUUUAAUGUCACCACAACAGCCGAAGAAAACAAUACCUCCAUCUGAAACAAUUAAUAACAAAAUGAUUAGGGAACAAUCCGAUGAAUUUUUGAAAAAACAUCAAUAUCUCAUUCAUAGAGAGGAGGUUGACUUCACUAAAAAAAUUGUCCCCUUUGAUGUCGAAAAGCAGAAAAUCACUGUUGAAACUACGGAACAACAAACUUCUGCACCAAAGAGGAUCGAAAAAUCACCUGAAAAAGAAGAAAAAUCGAAAAAGAAUACUUUCUCCAAACUAAGAUCAUUUGUUAGUGGAUCAUCUAAAAAACAAGCCGAAGAUGAAAGUAAUGCACUCCUUCGAAAACAAACUUCUGAGUUCCUUGAUGACAUGAGAAAACAUCACGAUAAACACAAAGAAGUUUCGGAUAAAUUCAAAGUGGUAUGGCUAAGUCAACAAAAUCUCAAACCAACGAUUUCCCAAAAAUCCAAAUCUGAUGUGGUGAAACCAAUUGUUCUAACUGAACAACAGAAAGAAGAGAUGAGAUUGCUCAGGCAAAAUACGGACAUUUUCCUUAAGGACCAUCAAGAUUACCAUAAUAAACAAAGAAAUGAAGAUAAUGUCUUCUUUGAAAACAUGGGAAAACCUGAAAACAUGAUUUGGCUCUCAUCCAGACCUGCCAAGAAGAAGGAAAACAUAAUUACCAAAGUGAAAAAUUUAAUGUCACCACAACAGCCGAAGAAAACAAUACCUCCAUCUGAAACAAUUAAUAACAAAAUGAUUAGGGAACAAUCCGAUGAAUUUUUGAAAAAACAUCAAUAUCUCAUUCAUAGAGAGGAGGUUGACUUCACUAAAAAAAUUGUCCCCUUUGAUGUCGAAAAGCAGAAAAUCACUGUUGAAACUACGGAACAACAAACUUCUGCACCAAAGAGGAUCGAAAAAUCACCUGAAAAAGAAGAAAAAUCGAAAAAGAAUACUUUCUCCAAACUAAGAUCAUUUGUUAGUGGAUCAUCUAAAAAACAAGCCGAAGAUGAAAGUAAUGCACUCCUUCGAAAACAAACUUCUGAGUUCCUUGAUGACAUGAGAAAACAUCACGAUAAACACAAAGAAGUCUCGGAUAAAUUCAAAGUGGUAUGGCUAAGUCAACAAAAUCUCAAACCAACGAUUUCCCAAAAAUCUAAAUCUGAUAUGGUAAAACCAAUUGUUCUAACUGAACAACAGAAAGAAGAGAUGAGAUUGCUCAGGAAAAAUACGGACAUUUUCCUUAAGGACCAUCAAGAUUACCAUAAUAAACAAAGAAAUGAAGAUAAUGUCUUCUUUGAAAUCAUGGGAAAACCUGAACACAUGAUUUGGCUCUCAUCCAGACCUGCCAAGAAGAAGGAAAACAUAAUUACCAAAGUGAAGAAUUUAAUGUCACCACAACAGCCGAAGAAAACAAUACCUCCAUCUGAAACAAUUAAUAACAAAAUGAUCAGGGAACAAUCCGAUGAAUUUUUGAAGAAACAUCAAUAUCUCAUUCAUAAAGAGGAGGUUGACUUCACUAAAACAAUUGUCCCAUUCGAUGUCGAAAAGCAGAAAAUCACUGUUGAAACUACGGAACAACAAACUUCUGCACCAAAGAGGAUCGAAAAAUCACCUGAAAAAGAAGAAAAAUCGAGAAAGAAUACUUUCUCCAAACUAAGAUCAUUUGUUAGUGGAUCAUCUAAAAAACAAGCCGAAGAUGAAAGUAAUGCACUCCUUCGAAAACGAACUUCUGAGUUCCUUGAUGACAUGAGAAAACAUCACGAUAAACACAAAGAAGUUUCGGAUAAAUUCAAAGUGGUAUGGCUAAGUCAACAAAAUCUCAAACCAACGAUUUCCCAAAAAUCCAAAUCUGAUGUGGUGAAACCAAUUGUUCUAACUGAACAACAGAAAGAAGAGAUGAGAUUGCUCAGGCAAAAUACGGACAUUUUCCUUAAGGACCAUCAAGAUUACCAUAAUAAACAAAGAAAUGAAGAUAAUGUCUUCUUUGAAAACAUGGGAAAACCUGAAAACAUGAUUUGGCUCUCAUCCAGACCUGCCAAGAAGAAGGAAAACAUAAUUACCAAAGUGAAAAAUUUAAUGUCACCACAACAGCCGAAGAAAACAAUACCUCCAUCUGAAACAAUUAAUAACAAAAUGAUUAGGGAACAAUCCGAUGAAUUUUUGAAAAAACAUCAAUAUCUCAUUCAUAGAGAGGAGGUUGACUUCACUAAAAAAAUUGUCCCCUUUGAUGUCGAAAAGCAGAAAAUCACUGUUGAAACUACGGAACAACAAACUUCUGCACCAAAGAGGAUCGAAAAAUCACCUGAAAAAGAAGAAAAAUCGAAAAAGAAUACUUUCUCCAAACUAAGAUCAUUUGUUAGUGGAUCAUCUAAAAAACAAGCCGAAGAUGAAAGUAAUGCACUCCUUCGAAAACAAACUUCUGAGUUCCUUGAUGACAUGAGAAAACAUCACGAUAAACACAAAGAAGUCUCGGAUAAAUUCAAAGUGGUAUGGCUAAGUCAACAAAAUCUCAAACCAACGAUUUCCCAAAAAUCUAAAUCUGAUAUGGUAAAACCAAUUGUUCUAACUGAACAACAGAAAGAAGAGAUGAGAUUGCUCAGGAAAAAUACGGACAUUUUCCUUAAGGACCAUCAAGAUUACCAUAAUAAACAAAGAAAUGAAGAUAAUGUCUUCUUUGAAAUCAUGGGAAAACCUGAACACAUGAUUUGGCUCUCAUCCAGACCUGCCAAGAAGAAGGAAAACAUAAUUACCAAAGUGAAGAAUUUAAUGUCACCACAACAGCCGAAGAAAACAAUACCUUCAUCUGAAACAAUUAAUAACAAAAUGAUUAGGGAACAAUCCGAUGAAUUUUUGAAGAAACAUCAAUAUCUCAUUCAUAAAGAGGAGGUUGACUUCACUAAAACAAUUGUCCCAUUCGAUGUCGAAAAGCAGAAAAUCACUGUUGAAACUACGGAACAACAAACUUCUGCACCAAAGAGGAUCGAAAAAUCACCUGAAAAAGAAGAAAAAUCGAAAAAGAAUACUUUCUCCAAACUAAGAUCAUUUGUUAGUGGAUCAUCUAAAAAACAAGCCGAAGAUGAAAGUAAUGCACUCCUUCGAAAACAAACUUCUGAGUUCCUUCAUGACAUGAGAAAACAUCACGAUAAACACAAAGAAGUUUCGGAUAAAUUCAAAGUGGUAUGGCUAAGUCAACAAAAUCUCAAACCAACGAUUUCCCAAAAAUCCAAAUCUGAUGUGGUGAAACCAAUUGUUCUAACUGAACAACAGAAAGAAGAAAUGAGGUUGCUCAGGCAAAAUACGGACAUUUUCCUUAAGGACCAUCAAGAUUACCAUAAUAAACAAAGAAAUGAAGAUAAUGUCUUCUUUGAAAUCAUGGGAAAACCUGAACACAUGAUUUGGCUCUCAUCCAGACCUGCCAAGAAGAAGGAAAACAUAAUUACCAAAGUGAAGAAUUUAAUGUCACCACAACAGCCGAAGAAAACAAUACCUCCAUCUGAAACAAUUAAUAACAAAAUGAUUAGGGAACAAUCCGAUGAAUUUUUGAAGAAACAUCAAUAUCUCAUUCAUAAAGAGGAGGUUGACUUCACUAAAACAAUUGUCCCAUUCGAUGUCGAAAAGCAGAAAAUCACUGUUGAAACUACGGAACAACAAACUUCUGCACCAAAGAGGAUCGAAAAAUCACCUGAAAAAGAAGAAAAAUCGAAAAAGAAUACUUUCUCCAAACUAAGAUCAUUUGUUAGUGGAUCAUCUAAAAAACAAGCCGAAGAUGAAAGUAAUGCACUCCUUCGAAAACAAACUUCUGAGUUCCUUGAUGACAUGAGAAAACAUCACGAUAAACACAAAGAAGUUUCGGAUAAAUUCAAAGUGGUAUGGCUAAGUCAACAAAAUCUCAAACCAACGAUUUCCCAAAAAUCCAAAUAUGAUGUGGUGAAACCAAUUGUUCUAACUGAACAACAGAAAGAAGAAAUGAGGUUGCUCAGGCAAAAUACGGACAUUUUCCUUAAGGACCAUCAAGAUUACCAUAAUAAACAAAGAAAUGAAGAUAAUGUCUUCUUUGAAAUCAUGGGAAAACCUGAACACAUGAUUUGGCUCUCAUCCAGACCUGCCAAGAAGAAGGAAAACAUAAUUACCAAAGUGAAGAAUUUAAUGUCACCACAACAGCCGAAGAAAACAAUACCUCCAUCUGAAACAAUUAAUAACAAAAUGAUUAGGGAACAAUCCGAUGAAUUUUUGAAGAAACAUCAAUAUCUCAUUCAUAAAGAGGAGGUUGACUUCACUAAAACAAUUGUCCCAUUCGAUGUCGAAAAGCAGAAAAUCACUGUUGAAACUACGGAACAACAAACUUCUGCACCAAAGAGGAUCGAAAAAUCACCUGAAAAAGAAGAAAAAUCGAAAAAGAAUACUUUCUCCAAACUAAGAUCAUUUGUUAGUGGAUCAUCUAAAAAACAAGCCGAAGAUGAAAGUAAUGCACUCCUUCGAAAACAAACUUCUGAGUUCCUUGAUGACAUGAGAAAACAUCACGAUAAACACAAAGAAGUCUCGGAUAAAUUCAAAGUGGUAUGGCUAAGUCAACAAAAUCUCAAACCAACGAUUUCUCAAAAAUCUAAAUCUGAUAUGAUAAAACCAAUUGUUCUAACUGAACAACAGAAAGAACAGUUGAGAUUGAUCAGGCAAAAUACAGACAUUUUCCUCAAGGACCAUCAAGAUUACCAUAAUAAACAAAGAAAUGAAGAUAAUGUCUUCUUUGAAAACAUGGGAAAACCUGAAAACAUGAUUUGGCUCUCAUCCAGACCUGCCAAGAAGAAGGAAAACAUAAUUACCAAAGUGAAAAAUUUAAUGUCACCACAACAGCCGAAGAAAACAAUACCUCCAUCUGAAACAAUUAAUAACAAAAUGAUUAGGGAACAAUCCGAUGAAUUUUUGAAAAAACAUCAAUAUCUCAUUCAUAGAGAGGAGGUUGACUUCACUAAAAAAAUUGUCCCCUUUGAUGUCGAAAAGCAGAAAAUCACUGUUGAAACUACGGAACAACAAACUUCUGCACCAAAGAGGAUCGAAAAAUCACCUGAAAAAGAAGAAAAAUCGAAAAAGAAUACUUUCUCCAAACUGAGAUCAUUUGUUAGUGGAUCAUCUAAAAAACAAGCAGAAGAUGAAAGUAAUGCACUCCUUCGAAAACAAACUUCUGAGUUCCUUGAUGACAUGAGAAAACAUCACGAUAAACACAAAGAAGUCUCGGAUAAAUUCAAAGUGGUAUGGCUAAGUCAACAAAAUCUCAAACCAACGAUUUCUCAAAAAUCUAAAUCUGAUGUGAUAAAGCCAAUUGUUCUAACUGAACAACAGAAAGAACAGUUGAGAUUGAUCAGGAAAAAUACAGACAUUUUCCUUAAGGACCAUCAAGAUUACCAUAAUAAACAAAGAAAUGAAGAUAAUGUCUUCUUUGAAAACAUGGGAAAACCUGAAAACAUGAUUUGGCUCUCAUCCAGACCUGCCAAGAAGAAGGAAAACAUAAUUACCAAAGUGAAAAAUUUAAUGUCACCACAACAGCCGAAGAAAACAAUACCUCCAUCUGAAACAAUUAAUAACAAAAUGAUUAGGGAACAAUCCGAUGAAUUUUUGAAAAAACAUCAAUAUCUCAUUCAUAGAGAGGAGGUUGACUUCACUAAAAAAAUUGUCCCCUUUGAUGUCGAAAAGCAGAAAAUCACUGUUGAAACUACGGAACAACAAACUUCUGCACCAAAGAGGAUCGAAAAAUCACCUGAAAAAUCGAAAAAGAAUACUUUCUCCAAACUGAGAUCAUUUGUUAGUGGAUCAUCUAAAAAACAAGCAGAAGAUGAAAGUAAUGCACUCCUUCGAAAACAAACUUCUGAGUUCCUUGAUGACAUGAGAAAACAUCACGAUAAACACAAAGAAGUCUCGGAUAAAUUCAAAGUGGUAUGGCUAAGUCAACAAAAUCUCAAACCAACGAUUUCUCAAAAAUCUAAAUCUGAUAUGAUAAAGCCAAUUGUUCUAACUGAACAACAGAAAGAACAGUUGAGAUUGAUCAGGCAAAAUACAGACAUUUUCCUCAAGGACCAUCAAGAUUACCAUAAUAAACAAAGAAAUGAAGAUAAUGUCUUCUUUGAAAACAUGGGAAAACCUGAAAACAUGAUUUGGCUCUCAUCCAGACCUGCCAAGAAGAAGGAAAACAUAAUUACCAAAGUGAAAAAUUUAAUGUCACCACAACAGCCGAAGAAAACAAUACCUCCAUCUGAAACAAUUAAUAACAAAAUGAUUAGGGAACAAUCCGAUGAAUUUUUGAAAAAACAUCAAUAUCUCAUUCAUAGAGAGGAGGUUGACUUCACUAAAAAAAUUGUCCCCUUUGAUGUCGAAAAGCAGAAAAUCACUGUUGAAACUACGGAACAACAAACUUCUGCACCAAAGAGGAUCGAAAAAUCACCUGAAAAAGAAGAAAAAUCGAAAAAGAAUACUUUCUCCAAACUGAGAUCAUUUGUUAGUGGAUCAUCUAAAAAACAAGCAGAAGAUGAAAGUAAUGCACUCCUUCGAAAACAAACUUCUGAGUUCCUUGAUGACAUGAGAAAACAUCACGAUAAACACAAAGAAGUCUCGGAUAAAUUCAAAGUGGUAUGGCUAAGUCAACAAAAUCUCAAACCAACGAUUUCUCAAAAAUCUAAAUCUGAUAUGAUAAAGCCAAUUGUUCUAACUGAACAACAGAAAGAACAGUUGAGAUUGAUCAGGAAAAAUACAGACAUUUUCCUUAAGGACCAUCAAGAUUACCAUAAUAAACAAAGAAAUGAAGAUAAUGUCUUCUUUGAAAACAUGGGAAAACCUGAAAACAUGAUUUGGCUCUCAUCCAGACCUGCCAAGAAGAAGGAAAACAUAAUUACCAAAGUGAAAAAUUUAAUGUCACCACAACAGCCGAAGAAAACAAUACCUCCAUCUGAAACAAUUAAUAACAAAAUGAUUAGGGAACAAUCCGAUGAAUUUUUGAAAAAACAUCAAUAUCUCAUUCAUAGAGAGGAGGUUGACUUCACUAAAAAAAUUGUCCCCUUUGAUGUCGAAAAGCAGAAAAUCACUGUUGAAACUACGGAACAACAAACUUCUGCACCAAAGAGGAUCGAAAAAUCACCUGAAAAAGAAGAAAAAUCGAAAAAGAAUACUUUCUCCAAACUAAGAUCAUUUGUUAGUGGAUCAUCUAAAAAACAAGCCGAAGAUGAAAGUAAUGCACUCCUUCGAAAACAAACUUCUGAGUUCCUUGAUGACAUGAGAAAACAUCACGAUAAACACAAAGAAGUUUCGGAUAAAUUCAAAGUGGUAUGGCUAAGUCAACAAAAUCUCAAACCAACGAUUUCCCAAAAAUCCAAAUCUGAUGUGGUGAAACCAAUUGUUCUAACUGAACAACAGAAAGAAGAGAUGAGAUUGCUCAGGCAAAAUACGGACAUUUUCCUUAAGGACCAUCAAGAUUACCAUAAUAAACAAAGAAAUGAAGAUAAUGUCUUCUUUGAAAACAUGGGAAAACCUGAAAACAUGAUUUGGCUCUCAUCCAGACCUGCCAAGAAGAAGGAAAACAUAAUUACCAAAGUGAAAAAUUUAAUGUCACCACAACAGCCGAAGAAAACAAUACCUCCAUCUGAAACAAUUAAUAACAAAAUGAUUAGGGAACAAUCCGAUGAAUUUUUGAAAAAACAUCAAUAUCUCAUUCAUAGAGAGGAGGUUGACUUCACUAAAAAAAUUGUCCCCUUUGAUGUCGAAAAGCAGAAAAUCACUGUUGAAACUACGGAACAACAAACUUCUGCACCAAAGAGGAUCGAAAAAUCACCUGAAAAAGAAGAAAAAUCGAAAAAGAAUACUUUCUCCAAACUAAGAUCAUUUGUUAGUGGAUCAUCUAAAAAACAAGCCGAAGAUGAAAGUAAUGCACUCCUUCGAAAACAAACUUCUGAGUUCCUUGAUGACAUGAGAAAACAUCACGAUAAACACAAAGAAGUCUCGGAUAAAUUCAAAGUGGUAUGGCUAAGUCAACAAAAUCUCAAACCAACGAUUUCCCAAAAAUCUAAAUCUGAUAUGGUAAAACCAAUUGUUCUAACUGAACAACAGAAAGAAGAGAUGAGAUUGCUCAGGAAAAAUACGGACAUUUUCCUUAAGGACCAUCAAGAUUACCAUAAUAAACAAAGAAAUGAAGAUAAUGUCUUCUUUGAAAUCAUGGGAAAACCUGAACACAUGAUUUGGCUCUCAUCCAGACCUGCCAAGAAGAAGGAAAACAUAAUUACCAAAGUGAAGAAUUUAAUGUCACCACAACAGCCGAAGAAAACAAUACCUCCAUCUGAAACAAUUAAUAACAAAAUGAUCAGGGAACAAUCCGAUGAAUUUUUGAAGAAACAUCAAUAUCUCAUUCAUAAAGAGGAGGUUGACUUCACUAAAACAAUUGUCCCAUUCGAUGUCGAAAAGCAGAAAAUCACUGUUGAAACUACGGAACAACAAACUUCUGCACCAAAGAGGAUCGAAAAAUCACCUGAAAAAGAAGAAAAAUCGAGAAAGAAUACUUUCUCCAAACUAAGAUCAUUUGUUAGUGGAUCAUCUAAAAAACAAGCCGAAGAUGAAAGUAAUGCACUCCUUCGAAAACGAACUUCUGAGUUCCUUGAUGACAUGAGAAAACAUCACGAUAAACACAAAGAAGUUUCGGAUAAAUUCAAAGUGGUAUGGCUAAGUCAACAAAAUCUCAAACCAACGAUUUCCCAAAAAUCCAAAUCUGAUGUGGUGAAACCAAUUGUUCUAACUGAACAACAGAAAGAAGAGAUGAGAUUGCUCAGGCAAAAUACGGACAUUUUCCUUAAGGACCAUCAAGAUUACCAUAAUAAACAAAGAAAUGAAGAUAAUGUCUUCUUUGAAAACAUGGGAAAACCUGAAAACAUGAUUUGGCUCUCAUCCAGACCUGCCAAGAAGAAGGAAAACAUAAUUACCAAAGUGAAAAAUUUAAUGUCACCACAACAGCCGAAGAAAACAAUACCUCCAUCUGAAACAAUUAAUAACAAAAUGAUUAGGGAACAAUCCGAUGAAUUUUUGAAAAAACAUCAAUAUCUCAUUCAUAGAGAGGAGGUUGACUUCACUAAAAAAAUUGUCCCCUUUGAUGUCGAAAAGCAGAAAAUCACUGUUGAAACUACGGAACAACAAACUUCUGCACCAAAGAGGAUCGAAAAAUCACCUGAAAAAGAAGAAAAAUCGAAAAAGAAUACUUUCUCCAAACUAAGAUCAUUUGUUAGUGGAUCAUCUAAAAAACAAGCCGAAGAUGAAAGUAAUGCACUCCUUCGAAAACAAACUUCUGAGUUCCUUGAUGACAUGAGAAAACAUCACGAUAAACACAAAGAAGUCUCGGAUAAAUUCAAAGUGGUAUGGCUAAGUCAACAAAAUCUCAAACCAACGAUUUCCCAAAAAUCUAAAUCUGAUAUGGUAAAACCAAUUGUUCUAACUGAACAACAGAAAGAAGAGAUGAGAUUGCUCAGGAAAAAUACGGACAUUUUCCUUAAGGACCAUCAAGAUUACCAUAAUAAACAAAGAAAUGAAGAUAAUGUCUUCUUUGAAAUCAUGGGAAAACCUGAACACAUGAUUUGGCUCUCAUCCAGACCUGCCAAGAAGAAGGAAAACAUAAUUACCAAAGUGAAAAAUUUAAUGUCACCACAACAGCCGAAGAAAACAAUACCUCCAUCUGAAACAAUUAAUAACAAAAUGAUUAGGGAACAAUCCGAUGAAUUUUUGAAAAAACAUCAAUAUCUCAUUCAUAGAGAGGAGGUUGACUUCACUAAAAAAAUUGUCCCCUUUGAUGUCGAAAAGCAGAAAAUCACUGUUGAAACUACGGAACAACAAACUUCUGCACCAAAGAGGAUCGAAAAAUCACCUGAAAAAGAAGAAAAAUCGAAAAAGAAUACUUUCUCCAAACUAAGAUCAUUUGUUAGUGGAUCAUCUAAAAAACAAGCCGAAGAUGAAAGUAAUGCACUCCUUCGAAAACAAACUUCUGAGUUCCUUGAUGACAUGAGAAAACAUCACGAUAAACACAAAGAAGUCUCGGAUAAAUUCAAAGUGGUAUGGCUAAGUCAACAAAAUCUCAAACCAACGAUUUCCCAAAAAUCUAAAUCUGAUAUGGUAAAACCAAUUGUUCUAACUGAACAACAGAAAGAAGAGAUGAGAUUGCUCAGGAAAAAUACGGACAUUUUCCUUAAGGACCAUCAAGAUUACCAUAAUAAACAAAGAAAUGAAGAUAAUGUCUUCUUUGAAAUCAUGGGAAAACCUGAACACAUGAUUUGGCUCUCAUCCAGACCUGCCAAGAAGAAGGAAAACAUAAUUACCAAAGUGAAGAAUUUAAUGUCACCACAACAGCCGAAGAAAACAAUACCUCCAUCUGAAACAAUUAAUAACAAAAUGAUCAGGGAACAAUCCGAUGAAUUUUUGAAGAAACAUCAAUAUCUCAUUCAUAAAGAGGAGGUUGACUUCACUAAAACAAUUGUCCCAUUCGAUGUCGAAAAGCAGAAAAUCACUGUUGAAACUACGGAACAACAAACUUCUGCACCAAAGAGGAUCGAAAAAUCACCUGAAAAAGAAGAAAAAUCGAGAAAGAAUACUUUCUCCAAACUAAGAUCAUUUGUUAGUGGAUCAUCUAAAAAACAAGCCGAAGAUGAAAGUAAUGCACUCCUUCGAAAACGAACUUCUGAGUUCCUUGAUGACAUGAGAAAACAUCACGAUAAACACAAAGAAGUUUCGGAUAAAUUCAAAGUGGUAUGGCUAAGUCAACAAAAUCUCAAACCAACGAUUUCCCAAAAAUCCAAAUCUGAUGUGGUGAAACCAAUUGUUCUAACUGAACAACAGAAAGAAGAGAUGAGAUUGCUCAGGCAAAAUACGGACAUUUUCCUUAAGGACCAUCAAGAUUACCAUAAUAAACAAAGAAAUGAAGAUAAUGUCUUCUUUGAAAACAUGGGAAAACCUGAAAACAUGAUUUGGCUCUCAUCCAGACCUGCCAAGAAGAAGGAAAACAUAAUUACCAAAGUGAAAAAUUUAAUGUCACCACAACAGCCGAAGAAAACAAUACCUCCAUCUGAAACAAUUAAUAACAAAAUGAUUAGGGAACAAUCCGAUGAAUUUUUGAAAAAACAUCAAUAUCUCAUUCAUAGAGAGGAGGUUGACUUCACUAAAAAAAUUGUCCCCUUUGAUGUCGAAAAGCAGAAAAUCACUGUUGAAACUACGGAACAACAAACUUCUGCACCAAAGAGGAUCGAAAAAUCACCUGAAAAAGAAGAAAAAUCGAAAAAGAAUACUUUCUCCAAACUAAGAUCAUUUGUUAGUGGAUCAUCUAAAAAACAAGCCGAAGAUGAAAGUAAUGCACUCCUUCGAAAACAAACUUCUGAGUUCCUUGAUGACAUGAGAAAACAUCACGAUAAACACAAAGAAGUCUCGGAUAAAUUCAAAGUGGUAUGGCUAAGUCAACAAAAUCUCAAACCAACGAUUUCCCAAAAAUCUAAAUCUGAUAUGGUAAAACCAAUUGUUCUAACUGAACAACAGAAAGAAGAGAUGAGAUUGCUCAGGAAAAAUACGGACAUUUUCCUUAAGGACCAUCAAGAUUACCAUAAUAAACAAAGAAAUGAAGAUAAUGUCUUCUUUGAAAUCAUGGGAAAACCUGAACACAUGAUUUGGCUCUCAUCCAGACCUGCCAAGAAGAAGGAAAACAUAAUUACCAAAGUGAAGAAUUUAAUGUCACCACAACAGCCGAAGAAAACAAUACCUUCAUCUGAAACAAUUAAUAACAAAAUGAUUAGGGAACAAUCCGAUGAAUUUUUGAAGAAACAUCAAUAUCUCAUUCAUAAAGAGGAGGUUGACUUCACUAAAACAAUUGUCCCAUUCGAUGUCGAAAAGCAGAAAAUCACUGUUGAAACUACGGAACAACAAACUUCUGCACCAAAGAGGAUCGAAAAAUCACCUGAAAAAGAAGAAAAAUCGAAAAAGAAUACUUUCUCCAAACUAAGAUCAUUUGUUAGUGGAUCAUCUAAAAAACAAGCCGAAGAUGAAAGUAAUGCACUCCUUCGAAAACAAACUUCUGAGUUCCUUCAUGACAUGAGAAAACAUCACGAUAAACACAAAGAAGUUUCGGAUAAAUUCAUAGUGGUAUGGCUAAGUCAACAAAAUCUCAAACCAACGAUUUCCCAAAAAUCCAAAUCUGAUGUGGUGAAACCAAUUGUUCUAACUGAACAACAGAAAGAAGAAAUGAGGUUGCUCAGGCAAAAUACGGACAUUUUCCUUAAGGACCAUCAAGAUUACCAUAAUAAACAAAGAAAUGAAGAUAAUGUCUUCUUUGAAAUCAUGGGAAAACCUGAACACAUGAUUUGGCUCUCAUCCAGACCUGCCAAGAAGAAGGAAAACAUAAUUACCAAAGUGAAGAAUUUAAUGUCACCACAACAGCCGAAGAAAACAAUACCUCCAUCUGAAACAAUUAAUAACAAAAUGAUUAGGGAACAAUCCGAUGAAUUUUUGAAGAAACAUCAAUAUCUCAUUCAUAAAGAGGAGGUUGACUUCACUAAAACAAUUGUCCCAUUCGAUGUCGAAAAGCAGAAAAUCACUGUUGAAACUACGGAACAACAAACUUCUGCACCAAAGAGGAUCGAAAAAUCACCUGAAAAAGAAGAAAAAUCGAAAAAGAAUACUUUCUCCAAACUAAGAUCAUUUGUUAGUGGAUCAUCUAAAAAACAAGCCGAAGAUGAAAGUAAUGCACUCCUUCGAAAACAAACUUCUGAGUUCCUUGAUGACAUGAGAAAACAUCACGAUAAACACAAAGAAGUUUCGGAUAAAUUCAAAGUGGUAUGGCUAAGUCAACAAAAUCUCAAACCAACGAUUUCCCAAAAAUCCAAAUAUGAUGUGGUGAAACCAAUUGUUCUAACUGAACAACAGAAAGAAGAAAUGAGGUUGCUCAGGCAAAAUACGGACAUUUUCCUUAAGGACCAUCAAGAUUACCAUAAUAAACAAAGAAAUGAAGAUAAUGUCUUCUUUGAAAUCAUGGGAAAACCUGAACACAUGAUUUGGCUCUCAUCCAGACCUGCCAAGAAGAAGGAAAACAUAAUUACCAAAGUGAAGAAUUUAAUGUCACCACAACAGCCGAAGAAAACAAUACCUCCAUCUGAAACAAUUAAUAACAAAAUGAUUAGGGAACAAUCCGAUGAAUUUUUGAAGAAACAUCAAUAUCUCAUUCAUAAAGAGGAGGUUGACUUCACUAAAACAAUUGUCCCAUUCGAUGUCGAAAAGCAGAAAAUCACUGUUGAAACUACGGAACAACAAACUUCUGCACCAAAGAGGAUCGAAAAAUCACCUGAAAAAGAAGAAAAAUCGAGAAAGAAUACUUUCUCCAAACUAAGAUCAUUUGUUAGUGGAUCAUCUAAAAAACAAGCCGAAGAUGAAAGUAAUGCACUCCUUCGAAAACGAACUUCUGAGUUCCUUGAUGACAUGAGAAAACAUCACGAUAAACACAAAGAAGUUUCGGAUAAAUUCAAAGUGGUAUGGCUAAGUCAACAAAAUCUCAAACCAACGAUUUCCCAAAAAUCCAAAUCUGAUGUGGUGAAACCAAUUGUUCUAACUGAACAACAGAAAGAAGAGAUGAGAUUGCUCAGGCAAAAUACGGACAUUUUCCUUAAGGACCAUCAAGAUUAUCAUAAUAAACAAAGAAAUGAAGAUAAUGUCUUCUUUGAAAUCAUGGCAAAACCUGAACACAUGAUUUGGCUCUCAUCCAGACCUGCCAAGAAGAAGGAAAACAUAAUUACCAAAGUGAAGAAUUUAAUGUCACCACAACAGCCCAAGAAAACAAUACCUCCAUCUGAAACAAUUAAUAACAAAAUGAUUAGGGAACAAUCCGAUGAAUUUUUGAAGAAACAUCAAUAUCUUAUUCAUAAAGAGGAGGUUGACUUCACUAAAACAAUUGUCCCAUUCGAUGUCGAAAAGCAGAAAAUCACUGUUGAAACUACGGAACAACAAACUUCUGCACCAAAGAGGAUCGAAAAAUCACCUGAAAAAGAAGAAAAAUCGAAAAAGAAUACUUUCUCCAAACUAAGAUCAUUUGUUAGUGGAUCAUCUAAAAAACAAGCCGAAGAUGAAAGUAAUGCAUUCCUUCGAAAACAAACUUCUGAAUUCCUUGAUGACAUUAGAAAACAUCACGAUUUUAGUGAAGAAUCCAUGGAUGUAGUGUGGCUCAGUGAUCAAAACAUCAAAUCAACCAAAUCUCUCUCAUCAAAGUCUAAGCCAACAAAACCAAUUAGUCAAAACACUGAUAUUCUAUUCAGAGAUCAUCAAGAAGGUCCCAACAAACAAAUAAAUAAAAAUACAACUCCUUCAAUGGCAGAAAGUCCAUGUGAUGAAGAGGCAGAUUCAUUCAAAAAUUUGAAAUCUGCAGAUAAUGAACAUCCUUCACAACCACGCAAAAACAUCAUAUCCAAAAUCAAAGAUGUCAUUUCACCUAAUAAAUCUGAUCAAACUGCAAUAUUCUACUACGAUAUCGAUUGUGAAACGAAAGAAGCCGGCCAUCUAAAGGAAAAACCUAUUCAGAGCUCGAAUUCAGAAGAGCUCUUUCAUAUAGAGCCUCCUGAAUACCAGGAAGGUAAUCCAUUAUCAGCAGAUUUAAAUCCAGCUCCCCGGCUGAAAAAGAAGGUGACAUUUUCGUAUACUGAUCACCCAGAAACACUGAGUAUCGUGGAACACCAAAAAGAUCCCAGCGAUACUUGCCACCAUAUCGAAACACCCUCUGUUCCUGAGGUACCAAUUGAAGCCGGUAAACCACGAGCUGCCCCUCGUAAACAAGUUGCGAAAAAAGUUAAAGCCAUAUACAUUGAUUCCGCUGAAAUAUUCAAGCAGAACAAAGAACGUUUCCUCAUCGAAGAAACUGAAAAAUUUAUCGAAGAUCACAAAAUCCAUCAAAAACAACAAUGGAGUAAAAUCCAAAAUUUCGCCAACGAUAAGGAAACGCAAGGUGCUCUUAGCGAGCCAAAAACAAUUCAGAGAACAAAAGAAAAUGUCACCAAGUCACCGGUAAUAUCCCAACAAACCCCCUCUGCUAGGAAAGCAUUCAUUGAAGAGCGAAGAAAUUUGAUGUUAUUCCUAGACGAUCAUCAAGCUUACCACAACAAGGAGAGGAGUAACCACAUCAAUUACAUUUCCAAACAGAAUAAGCCAUACACGAAUGAUCUGAAAUCUUCGACGAAAGAGGCUAAAAUGAAAACGAAGCUCAUGUCAAAACUGAAAUCUCUAGUUGGGCAAUCACAGGAAAUUAUUGCAUCUGAUAGAAAACAUGAAAUCGAAAAUGCAAAUCUCAGAAAACAAACCUCGGAAUUUCUGAUAAGUCAAAAAUGUUACAACGACUUGGAAGGGGUCGCCUGUAAAAAAUUCGACAUGAAACAAUUGGAAAAAGAAGAGCUAUCAAGAAAUCACCUCAAAGGCGAAGAUUCUGUUGAAGCGUCUUCGGACCAGGUUGCAUCUCAUUCAUAUUCAACACUAAAAAAGGACUCCACUUUCUGCUAUCCAGGAAAGUUGUCUGUAGAUGGAUGUCCCGAAUCAUCAACGAAGAGUCAGAAACCUCUGAGAUCUUCUCCUGCUAAGAAGAUAUCUAAGACGGAAAAUAUUACAUUGAAGGAGACUGAUUCUCACAUUAAUCAUAAACAAGGAGGCAGCAAUGAAGAUUCAUCUACUAAUCAUUUGAUCACGAUAGAACAAACUAAGAACUUCUUGAAUAUCCAAAGGAAUCACAUAAAUUCAGAAAAUGAAAUAUGGAAACAUUACCUCAAAUUCAAACCUGUUCCGGACCCCGGUAAAAGUCAUAUAGUUCAAAAAAAAAUUGGGAAAUCUCACAGUAAAGUUCAACACAGAAUGCAGAAACCAGAAUCUUCUGCAAGAAAAUUAUCUUCUCAACUUGAAAAUGAAAAAAUAGAUCAUGAAGUCAUCUUGCAUAAAACUCAACUGUUUUUGGAAGACCAAAAAAGUUUCCAUGACAAUUUGCAGAAGGAAUCAUCCAAAUACAUCACGAAAAAUGCGACACAAAAUAUUAUUGAAGAAAAAUUCCAAAGGGAAGAAGGUAGUGCUUCAUCGAAAAUUGAGCCUUCACCGGUGUUAAGAUCAACAAGUUAUCACUCAAGCAAUGUACGAAAACCAGAAAUAUCUGUCGAAAAGCAUGAGGAAAAUGUGAAAAUUCCAAAAAGCAACAAUUCGAAUGAUGAGUACCUGAAAAUGCCAUCAACAAUGAAAGAAGGAGAGAUCAAAGAAAUAACAAAGAACUUCUUGAAAGAUCAUCAAGAUUACCACAACUCAGAAAGAGUGCAGUCAGAUAAUACAUGUAAAGAAAUUCAGAAACAAAAAAAAUCUAAAAGAGGAGUAAUUUCGAAAAUUAAAUCUCUAGUUACCGGAGAUUCUCACAAAAAACAUUCUUCUAAACCAACAAUGUUGCCAUCCACCAAGCCUCAAGAUGAAAUGGGGACUCCAACUAAAAAGGAAGAUAUCAUAAUCAGGGAGUUAGAAUCCAGUCCUGCAACUUACAGAAAGCACAAACCCCACUCGUCAGUGAAUGAAGAAACACUGAAAAAUACAGGUGAUGAUUCGAGAAAAAUUUCAGAUCAAAAAGACAGUGAAUCCAGCAAAUCCAGUGAUUUAGUCUCUCAAAAUGAUAAUCUUGACAAGGGGUCUUCUGAAAAAUUAACAGUAGCAACACAUGGAGAGGUUAUUGGUGCAGUUGGAAGAGAGGAUAUCUUAUCAAGAAACUUGUACUAUAAUCAAGUGAAAGGUUUACCAGAGGAAGAAAGGAAAAAGUAUGCUUUCGCUAAACUGAAAACACAAGAGUUUCUGUUGAACCAGAAAGAAUUUUCGAAUAUAUUAAAAAGCGAACAAGAACAGGAAAUUAGUCCUAAAUCAGGGGAGAUUAUUCCGCAAUCCGAGAACAAAUACAACAGCCAACCAAAUGUGGCAUUAGAACAACAACUCGUAACAAGAAAAAUUGGGAGUGAAGAUUUCAUUAAAGAAGGAAUUGGCCUUCUACCAUCGGCUCCUACUUUGGAGCAAAUGGACCAGAGAGAGGUCGAAAAUACGGAAACUGUGAUACAUAGAGUUGUGAAACCUUUAUCGCCGACUAAAACCAUUUUCCAAGAAAUCAGGAAGCGUGAAGAAAGUCCUGAUAGACAAGUUUACAUAAUGAAAGAAGGGUACAUGAUAACAAAAGAAAAUAAAGAAAAUGUUAAAUUGGACAAGAAUGAACGAAUGGAGAACCUUGAAAGGAGGAGAAUGUUUACUUCCAUCGAAGAACGAUCUCAGAAGGAAGAAUAUCAAGACCAUUCUUCGAAAAAUCCCGUAUUCGAAGAGAUUUCAAAAGAAGGGAGUGGAAAAGUAUCCAGUGUACACAGCGAUGGCUCGCCUCCAGUCCAAACGACAGAUUCCACUGAAGGUCAAGAUUACGUGGAUAGAAGCAUCGAUUCACCUUCUCGCUCAGUACCACCACAAGGCGACUUAGAGGUUAGAAGAUACCGCACCAAAAAGAGGACACUUGCAGACAUGGAACAAGGACCUGCUACCAUUGUUACAGAGACUAGGAUAGAAAGGGGAAGUAAUGGUGAAAAAAAGUAUAUUACUUCCUGUUUCCUCAACAAAGUGUCUACCCCGGUUUGGUAUACAGAAUCACUUCUUUUGGAUUUGGAAGAAAAAACCAAGAAAACUGACGUCAAGGUCUUUUAUGAUGACCUUUAUGAACCAUACCGAUGGCAAGAAUCUUUCAAUACCGACCUGACUUCGAAAAACACUUACGUAACAGAAGUCCAUAUUCCAGUCAAUGAACAAAGUGAUGGAAUUCACUAUAUCUCGUUGGAAAAUCAACAGCUGAAGGGGCAAGAUAUGGAUCAAGAGAACUGAAUGGAAUAUGUUCGGAAUAAACCUUAUACCGAUUUAUUUGAAUUUCAUCUCGCAAUGUAAACAUUCCUAGGUAUUAUUAUUAAAAAUUGCAACUGAAAUUCAAUAUUCUAUAUCUACGUCAAAUGUAUUUUAUUGUAUUUUAUUUAUGUACCUUUGUUUAAAUAAAUUUUACUCAUAAA
Coccinella septempunctata (seven-spotted ladybird) is the source of this 24778-nucleotide messenger RNA. RefSeq lists its product as uncharacterized. The transcript is spliced from 5 exons. NCBI's taxonomy places the organism in Eukaryota, Metazoa, Arthropoda, Insecta, Coleoptera, Coccinellidae. The record is from RefSeq and is a predicted model, not a curated record. The coding region runs from base 165 to 24599 and encodes 8144 amino acids.